This is a messenger RNA of Hibiscus syriacus, 918 nucleotides long. Its product is annotated as probable WRKY transcription factor 20. The transcript has 2 exons. The record is from RefSeq and is a predicted model, not a curated record. Gene Ontology annotation, biological process: regulation of DNA-templated transcription. Gene Ontology annotation, molecular function: sequence-specific DNA binding; DNA-binding transcription factor activity. Bases 1 to 609 code for a protein of 202 amino acids. NCBI's taxonomy places the organism in Eukaryota, Viridiplantae, Streptophyta, Magnoliopsida, Malvales, Malvaceae.
AUGGAUGGUGGGAUUGAUAUCACUACUGUGGUGAAGCCAAUCCGGGAACCACGCGUUGUUGUUCAGACCUUGAGUGAAGUUGAUAUACUGGAUGAUGGGUACCGAUGGCGCAAAUAUGGGCAAAAAGUAGUACGAGGAAAUCCUAAUCCUAGGAGUUAUUAUAAGUGCACGAAUGCCGGUUGCCCUGUUAGAAAACACGUUGAGAGGGCGUCUCAUGAUCCAAAAGCUGUUAUAACCACAUACGAGGGAAAACACAAUCACGAUGUGCAUGUGCCUACUGCAAAGACCAGUAGUCAUGAUACAGCAGGACCAUCAAGGAUUAGAUCAGAAGAAAAUGGUGCCAUCAGCCUUGAUCUUGGUGUUGGCAUUAAUUCCGUUCCCGAACAUACUUCAAAUGAGCAUCAACGAUUGCAUUCUGAACUGGCCCAAUACCGCCCUCAGAAUGGUUUCAACACAGUUCAACCUACUCCGCUGGCAACAUACUAUGGCGACAUGAAUCAGUAUGGAUCUCGAGAAAAUCCGAGUGAAGGGCGUGGUGUUGGAAUUGCACCCCUAAACCAUUCUUAUGCAUUGCCACAGAGCAUGGGAAGAAUAAUAACAGGUCCAUAAAUCUGUUAACAAUGAAGGUGGCUGAAUAAAAAAUAUGGACAGCAAUUCAUUUCCCCCCAUCUUUUUCACUGGUAAAAGAAAAGAUUCGUCUUCUGAAAAUCUGGAAUUUUCCUACUAUAUACAUAUGUAUAUAUGUAUGUAUUAGUUUACCAUUUCAGCUUAUUUUGUUAUGUUGCCAAUCACUAUUUGUAUUAAACUUGGGAGUUUGUACAAAAGUGGAACGGAUACAAUUUUAUUUUUCACAGGAAAGUGUUUGUAAAACAAGUUCUUGUAAUGGAAUUUGUAAGAAAUACAAUAUAUAUUUUCUAU